Molecule: messenger RNA, 1284 nt
Organism: Raphanus sativus (radish)
Lineage: Eukaryota; Viridiplantae; Streptophyta; Magnoliopsida; Brassicales; Brassicaceae
Exons: 3
Coding region: 126-1115 (329 amino acids)
Source: RefSeq, a predicted model, not a curated record
UCCUAAGCUUUUGGGUUUGAUAACAAUGGCGUGACACUGAAACCUUUUUAUCUUCUUCUCAACAAAUCUCAUCUUCUCUUUCUCACUCCAAUUGCUUGCUUGCAGCUCACUCCAUCCCUCAAAAAAUGGGAAACUGCCUCCCCAAUUCCACAACCAAAUCCACCGCCGAGAUCUCUCCGGUGACGACGGCGAAACCAACCUCCACCGUCACGGUGAAACUCACCGGUCCGCCGAACAGUCUCUCAACCUCUUACCUCCGCUACGCCCUCCUCCACAAGAAACUCAACCUCCGCUUCGUCCCCUCGGAAAACCAGAAACCGACGAUCCACGUCGGAGCAGAGACGGUGUCGGGAUCCCGGGAGGUUCUGCUCCGUUACAUCGAGGACAAGUUCCCGGAGCCGCCGCGGCUCGCGCUCCGGAAGUUCAACCUAGAAGAAGGCUUCGACGACGAGGCGACCCCGCCGGUAGUGAAGGCGAUCUGGCUCCAGCACAGGAGCGUGACGUGGCACGUUGAGAGGAUGGUGAGGUGGUCUGAGGAUCUGGCGGCACGUGGAGGGAGGAGAGCCGUUGAUGCUUCGGUGGGGACGCCGAAGAUGGAGAUUAGGAAGUUCGCUAAGAGCUAUGGGCAGUUGCUGGAGGUUAUGGUUGAGCAUGCUCAGAUGGAAGAGAGGGUUCUCUUCCCUCUUCUUGAAUCUGUUGAUCGCGGGAUGUGUAAAAGUGCUAAUGAAGAACAUGGGAGAGAGUUGCCGAUGAUGAAUGGGAUUAAAGAAUAUAUUAAAUCGAUUGGGGUGAUGGACUCUGGGGUCUGUUCUGAGGAGCUCUUUAGUCUUGCUUCUCGUUUCAAAUCAUUGCAGAUGAUGUGUAAAGCACAUUUUGAAGAGGAAGAGAGAGAUUUGCUACCGAUGGUGGAAGCUGCGGAGAUGGGGAGAGAGAAGCAUAAGAGGUUGAUGAAUCAAAGCUUGGAACUUAUGAGAGGGAGUCACUCUAACGUGUGUGAUUUUCUACUCCAAGGUCUCACUCCUCAAGAUGCUAUGCAGUAUCUCGACUUGCUCAUGGACUUUGCUGAUCCUAAUUUCAUCUCAUCUUUUAUCUGCCGACAAGACAUUGCUGACUGAUUCUUUUCUUCUGGCUCAAAUUGUGAAAACUGUUAUUGUGUUCGGUGAAGUGAGUUUGGUGUAAAUAUAGUCAGAUUAGAGGCUUCUUUGUUUCUUAUCGAUACAGACAAAAAAAAGGUUAUGAACUUAUAAGAGGGGAAGUGAUUAGAGGCUUCUUUGUUGAAGGUUA